This is a messenger RNA of Drepanopeziza brunnea f. sp. 'multigermtubi' MB_m1, 1614 nucleotides long. RefSeq lists its product as uncharacterized. NCBI's taxonomy places the organism in Eukaryota, Fungi, Ascomycota, Leotiomycetes, Helotiales, Drepanopezizaceae. Gene Ontology annotation, biological process: protein transport; protein modification process; endosome to lysosome transport. The record is from RefSeq and is a predicted model, not a curated record. Gene Ontology annotation, molecular function: ubiquitin binding. Gene Ontology annotation, cellular component: ESCRT I complex.
AUGGCGGCUGUUAAACAGCAGGUACUGAACUGGCUUUACAGUGUCUUAACAAGUGAAUACAAAGAUGUAAACCGUACAUACACCGAUGUGGCUCAGACGCUGUCGCAUUACUCCUCACUCUCCCCACGAACCGAUGUCUACACCUACGAGAAUGGCAAGCCGGCGCUCCUCCUCCACAUUUCGGGCACUCUCCCAGUUGUCUUUCGAGGCACCACAUACCGAUUCCCGGUAGCAAUAUGGGUACCGCAUGCCUAUCCAAUGGAACCUCCGCUUGUAUAUGCUGCACCGACCGACGGGAUGAUGGUCAGGCCAGGUCAACACGUUGAUUCGCAGGGCAAGGUCUAUCAUCCAUACUUGGUUGGGUGGGCAGAGUUCUGGGAUAAAUCCAAUAUCCUCGAUUUCAUGGCGAUUUUGAGAGAGAUAUUUGCCAAAGAACCUCCCGUUGUGUCUCGACAACAACAGACCAUCCCUCGUCCCCAGCCUAGUCAAACACCCCCACCAAUACCACCUCCUCCACCCGGCAGACCAACAUCUAUAUAUUCGAAUACUCCCGAUUUAAGCGGGCGAGCUGGUCCCCCACCUCCACCUCCUCCGCCAAAACUUAAUAGCAAUUUUCAACAAUACUCAACCGCAGGGCCCUCUGGAAAGGACAGUGGUCCACCCCUCCCUCCUUUGCCCCCUGGUCAUGAGAACUCCCGAUACGGGCAACAAGGGCGGCCGGUUUCAAAUGAAUGCUUGCAAAGGCCCAGCAGUCUUAACUACGAGAGAUCAUCUCCAUCGCCUCUGCCUCAACGGCAACAAAGCUCGAGAGACGGUUCUGCCGGUCCUCUGUCUCCGCCGCGAAUCCAAUCAUACCAACAGCAAUACUCAUCUCAGAACCCAAAUCCUCUCUACAGUCCCCAACAAGCUCGAUCGCCACCCAUAUACAAUGCCCAAAAGCAACCGCAACAGCAAUAUCAAGGCCAGCCAUCCCAAUUGCAACAGCACUACCCCCAACAGCCACCCUCGCAACUCCUCGCCAAGCCUCCACCCCCUCCCGAUCUCCUAGACGCCCCUCUCGUCCUCGAUAUCCCCUCCGAAGCAUCUACAAACCUUCCCGCGCCUCCUAUCCCCCCAAAUCCCGAAAAAGACAUGCUUCUCCACAAGCUAGGCCAAGCUCUCUAUUCCCAACGCCAACAUACACGCAAUCAGACAAGCGCCAGUCUACCAGGCCUGGAAGCACAGCACAAAGCCAUGCUGAUCUCGCUCAACAGCAUGCAGGCAGAGAUUCAAGCUCUAGAGUCCCUAAGCAGUUUGUUGUCUACAAAUACACAAAUCCUACGUUCUGCUCUCCACGGUGCAGAUGAGGUCAUCGAGUCGAGUCAGCAUCGUACGGCGCCGAGUGUAGAUGAGCUGCUCGUAGCGCCUACUGUGGUCGCAAAUCAGCUUUAUGGGCUUGUGAGCGAGGAAAGGAGUUUAGGGGAUGCCCUGUUCAUUCUUGGGAGGGCAGUUGAACGGGGUAGAAUCACGCCAGCAGUGUUCGCGAAGAUGACAAGGUCCUUGGCUCGGGAGUGGUAUUUAAAGAAGGCAUUGGUAAAGAAGAUUGGGGAGGGGAUGGGUUUAGAAACGUAUUGA